This is a messenger RNA of Nothobranchius furzeri (turquoise killifish), 2300 nucleotides long. Lineage: Eukaryota; Metazoa; Chordata; Actinopteri; Cyprinodontiformes; Nothobranchiidae. The record is from RefSeq and is a predicted model, not a curated record.
AAUUCCGCCUGAAAGCGUCCAGGCUUCAUUCACCAGGAGAUCACAGCAGCAGGGCUUUAAGAUGACAUCAGUCUUCUCCGAGUGAACUGACUUCGUUUGCAUGCAGGCUUCAUUUUCUCGCCUCAGGUCCGUUUAAGGUGAUUUAAUCUGAGGAAUUCUUGCUUGGCUAAAACAUGCGGAGAAAAGCAAGACACCAUGGAUCAUGAAGACAAAACAGGAUAUUGGAAACGCGUAAAACUCCAUACCUCCAUCAGCGCCUGCUCUUCUUACGAGACUUGAGCUCGUUUUUCCAGCUGCAAAUCUCCUUUUUACCUGGAGUUAUUUUUAGUUUUAAGCUUUUUUCGUAGUAAGCUUUAGUUUAACUUCUCGUUUACCUUCAUUUUUUAUUCUCAUCAUUUUUGAGGCGGGAUCUCCUGUAGGUAAAUGUCUUCUAGUGGAUGUAAGAUACUUUGGGGGUUCAUCCUGGAUUGGAGAAUAUUAAAGUUGUAGAGGUGGACGAUCCUUCCGAGGGAUGGUUCUAGGCUCUGUCUGGGAUCAGGGAGCGACAACCCGGCUCCUCCAGAGGACUUUCCCGUCCCGGUGCCUAUGUAGUGGACCUGAGAGGAGAUGAAAGCCGCGGUCUACCACCUCGUCGUCGGAUUCUUUUGGUUGUUACCGUUACGCACCGCAGCUGAGGAGUCUCCGCUUCCCCUGGAGCUGCUGGAGCGGCUCUCCCGCAGCGACAUCCGCAGCAUCAGCGACCUCCAGCGGCUGCUAGAGAUAGACUCCAUAGAGAACGAGGUGAUGGAGGAGACCAAACACAGCUAUUACAAGGUCUUCUCUCAUAGCUUCCUCGACCAUAAGAAAACACAAGCGAGACUAAAGAGGAGCACGGUGGUGGAGGAAGCCGUACCAGCAGUGUGCAAAGUGCGUGCAACGAUUUAUGAAAUCCCCAGGAGUCAGGUGGAUCCCACCUCCGCCAACUUCAUCAUCUGGCCUCCCUGUGUGGAGGUGAACCGCUGCACUGGCUGUUGCAACACCAGCAACACAAGGUGUCAGGCAGCUCGUAAACAACACCGUACAGUCAAGGUGGCAAAGGUGGAGUACGUACGACGGCGGCCAAAGCUGAGGGAGGUGCCGGUGACCCUGGAGGAUCACUUAGAGUGUGUCUGUACCAAUAAACAGCACAUCGACCUGAACCCUGACACAGAUAAUGAGACUUACUUGUCCGUGAAAAGUUCAUCAACUCUGCAACAGCUGAGGUAUUCCUUAAAUUUGAAGCAUGUAAGUGGUAGUCUAAUGCUAUUGGUUAGUUCUGAUCGGCGCUGUUUCCUGUUGCAUGGAGCUUUGCAGGGCAGGGGGCGUGCUUAGCAAACAAAUAAAUAAACGUAUUGCUUACAUUAUAUCACAGUACAUAAGAUGGUCCCUUUUACGGAUUUCAGAAAAAUCAUACUUAAUUUCUGAAAGGAGAAAACUCUGGAAAGCUACUUUCAUUUCAUUUUAUUGUUUGAAAAUUUUGACAUGAUAACAAACCUGCAGCAAUAGAUGAGUAAAGCUUUACUCCAAUAGUGUAUGUUCUUGUGCUGGAUUUAACAAUAAGACAUGCAUGACAUCCUUUAUCUUUUCUCCCUCAGGCAUCAGAUGAAGAGGAACAACCUGGUGACUCAGUGUAGGAAAGACAAAGAUCUAAACAAGAACCACCCAGAACAUCCUCUCAGCUGUAAAUCAACCAGCAGGAGUAAUGGAGUCUAACAAUAUUAUGGGAUGUUUGGCAUUCUCACAGAGGACGAUGAUUUCUCAGUGAAGAGAAGAAACUUGUCAGCCCAACAGAACUGAUCUGGGAUCUGUGACUCUGGGAAAAAUCUUACCUGUCCUGAUCUUUCACAUUAGUGGGACUGAUAUUUUAGGUUGGACUGUUUUUUCCACAAAUAGUGACAUGGGAUUGGUUUUGUUACUCCUUCCUCUGUAAAAACAGAAAAUAAACUCACUCAUGCAUUCAUAUCUUUAUGUUUUUAUAACAUUAUGCUUUUAUUGCUGUUUGUUUAUAUUUCUGGUUUAUUUUCUGCAUUAGGAUUAAAAAUGUGGAGACACGUUACUGACAAUAAAGUCUAUAUAUGAAACAAAUGUGGUGAUGAGAAAACUUGAUGAUUAUGAUGUGGAGUUGAAAAUCUGUGGUUGAUUCACGUGGGAACAUAAAAUACUGACAUUCUUUAUUUUUUCACCUUUUUACCAAACAACCAGAAGAAAUCUUCUUUUGAUUCCUUUGUGUGAAAACACAGCCACUUUUCAGUUUUGUUUAAUAAUCUUUAAAAAUGUUAAAG